Messenger RNA from Brassica napus (rape), 516 nucleotides. Its product is annotated as DNA-directed RNA polymerases II, IV and V subunit 3-like. Lineage: Eukaryota; Viridiplantae; Streptophyta; Magnoliopsida; Brassicales; Brassicaceae. The record is from RefSeq and is a predicted model, not a curated record. Gene Ontology annotation, molecular function: protein dimerization activity. The coding region runs from base 136 to 420 and encodes 94 amino acids. The transcript is spliced from 2 exons. Gene Ontology annotation, biological process: DNA-templated transcription.
CAAACAAUUCUCCAGAGAAUCAGUCUUCCUUUGUAAUUUAGCCUCUUAUGACAAGAACUGAAGCUUAGGGCGAUAGCGAGGAAAGGAAUCUGGAAAGAUCACGCUAAAUGGUCUCCUGCAGCCACUGUUACGUUCAUGUAUGAGCCUGACAUUAUUAUCAAUGAAGAUAUGAUGGACACUUUGACAGACGACGAAAAGAUUGACUUGAUUGAGAGCAGCCCGACCAAAGUUUUUGACUUUGAUGCUGUCACCAGACAGGUUGUGGUGGUUGAUCCAGAAGCAUACACUUACGAUGAAGAAGUGAUCAAGAAAGCAGAAGCCAUGGGGAAACAAGGGCUCAUUGAGAUCCGUCCGAAAGAUGACAGUUUUAUGGAUUUUUACAGUCACUUUGAAGGAGAUCAAGAAGAGUUGGCGCAGUAGCGGUCCAACAAAUGUUCUCUCUUCAAGCGAACUGAAGCUUCCCUGGUCUUAAUCAAUGGUGAAAGAAGACAUUUCUGCUCAGAAGGUCGCGGUUGG